This is a messenger RNA of Penicillium diatomitis, 1335 nucleotides long. It is a transcript of the gene sun1, whose product is annotated as SUN family protein UTH1. The coding region runs from base 1 to 1335 and encodes 444 amino acids. Gene Ontology annotation, cellular component: cell surface; fungal-type cell wall. The transcript has 2 exons. The record is from RefSeq and is a predicted model, not a curated record. Lineage: Eukaryota; Fungi; Ascomycota; Eurotiomycetes; Eurotiales; Aspergillaceae. Gene Ontology annotation, biological process: fungal-type cell wall organization.
AUGAAGUUCACCGUUGCCACAACUCUGGCCACGGCCGGCACCCUGGCCGCCGCUCAUGGCCAUGGCCACGGUCAUGCUCACCUUCACCAGCGCGCUGCCGGAACCCAGACCGAGACCGCCGUCUCGGCCGGUGCCACUGUCUAUGACUUCGUGGUCAUGGAUCCCAGCAAUGGCUCCCCCAAGGUGAUCAGCGGCAAGGAAGCUUGCGCUGGCCUCGCCAAGCACGAGUUCGAAUGGUUCGACGGUGCCAUCCCCGAGGCUUGCGCUUCCGCCGCAUCCAGCUCCAGCGAUGUCCUCUCGUCCGCGACUCUCGCAGCCCACGUGCUCAUGGAGACCGCCGCCGUGGUCAUCCCCACCACCAGCUCCGCGGCCCCUACCUCGACCUCUACCACCAGCUCAAGCAGCUCCACUUCGACCUCCUCCACCAGCACGACUAGUUCGACCAGCACCACCAGCUCGGCCGCCCCCACCCACACUUCAUCUGCCAGCACUGCCACGGGCCUCAACGCUGAGUUCCCCGAUGGUGAAAUCGACUGCAGUGAUUUCCCCUCCAGCUAUGGUGCCGUCCCACUGAACUACCUUGGCUUGGGAGGCUACUCUGGCAUCCAGUACGUGACCAUUGCGGGUUCUUUCGUCACUGAAAUUGUCACCGCCGUCGCUGGAAACGGCUGCACCAGCGGUGCCAUGUGCUCAUACGCCUGCCCUCCCGGCUACCAGAAGUCCCAGUGGCCCACUACCCAGGGCUCCACCGGUCAGUCCGUCGGUGGCCUGCACUGCAAGAACGGCAAGCUGUACCGGACCAACUCCGAUUACAAGACUCUUUGCAUCCAGGGCACUGGUGGCGUUCACGUUCGCAACGAGCUGAGCAGCACCGUCGCCGUUUGCCGUACCGACUACCCCGGUACUGAGUCCGAGACCAUUCCCCUCGCCGCUCAGCCCGGCCAGGUCGCUCCUCUGACUUGCCCCGAUGCCAACACCUACUACCGCUACUUGGGCAAGGGCACCUCUGCUCAAUACUACGUCAACAACAACGGUGUCUCCAUCGAGGAGGGUUGCCAGUGGGGUGACGGCUCCAAGCCCGUCGGCAACUGGGCUCCCAUGAACUUGGGUGUCGGCCGCACUGAUUCGGGCACCUGGUUGUCCAUGUUCAAGAACGAGCCCACCACCGAUGCCGAUCUGAACUUCAAGAUCAAGCUUGUUGGUGAUGACCUCAGCGACAACUGUCGCUACGACGGUGCCGGCAACUUCUACAACAACGCCGGUUUGAUUCAAGGAAACAAUGGAUGCACUGCCCGAUCGGCGUCUGGCAAUGCCUACUUUGUCUUCUACAACUAA